Molecule: messenger RNA, 2337 nt
Organism: Stylophora pistillata
Lineage: Eukaryota; Metazoa; Cnidaria; Anthozoa; Scleractinia; Pocilloporidae
Product: mitochondrial 2-oxoglutarate/malate carrier protein
Biological process (GO): transmembrane transport
Source: RefSeq, a predicted model, not a curated record
UACUAAGCAGUAGUGCAUUCAGAAACUAAAUAGCUGCCUUAAUUUGUAUGAUAAUGAACUGUCAACCAUCAAAAGGAUUACGAUUUUACUGUCUAGUAUGUGACAGUCGGCCGUCAAAGACACCUCAAUUUCCAUUGAGAUGUUCUCACGUCAAAACCACAUGCAUACCAUCAUAAGUGUGCGUGGUUUCUAUUUGUCCGGCCAUGUAAUAAGACUGCAUCCAACGAAAUCCAACGCGAUUUUUUUAACAGAUUCACUAAAUAACCAAGUUGACGUUAUGUAUCAGUAAAUUCAAUGUCUUACUAUUGAUCAUCUCAGGCAGAAGAAACCUCGAAUGCACAACAAUUUUGGUUUCUCUUCAUCCGAAGGAGCAAUCGCAUAUGAUCUGAGCACAGGAUUCUUUGUUGUUUUUUGUCUUAGUUCAUGUGCAUAACUUUUUUUUUAACCUGACUUUUCUUCCCUUUGCACUAAUUUGUCCCCGAGUCUGCACACAAAGAAACGGUGAAUCCGAGGAGAAAGGAAGCGCUUGACCAGUCAAGCGUUGAGUGAGAUCGACCGAGUGGAACAGAGUGGAACUCAAAGUAAAGCUAACUCACGUCGUAACACUUUGUUCAGUACUAAAGCUAUGGGUGAGAAAAAGCUAGGGUACAUUCCAAACUAUGCCAGAUUCAUCAUGGGUGGAUCAGCUGGAAUGGGUGCAACUGUGUUUGUACAGCCACUGGAUUUAGUCAAAAACAGGAUGCAGAUGAGUGGGGUUGGUGGUGCUGCAAAAGCUCACAAAAGUAGUCUACAUGCAAUUGCCUCCAUUCUGAGACAAGAAGGAGUUUUUGGUGUCUAUAAUGGAUUAUCUGCUGGUCUGUUAAGACAAGCAACUUAUACAACAACACGACUGGGUGUGUUUACUUCACUCAUGGAAAGAUUUAAGAGUCCUGAUGGAACUCCACCCUCUUUCAUCAUGAAAUGUGCUCUAGGAAUGACAGCUGGAGCCGUGGGCUCAUUUAUUGGUACACCAGCAGAGAUAUCCCUCAUACGAAUGACUUCAGAUGGGAGGCUUCCGGUAGAACAACAGCGCAAAUACACAAGUGUGUUUAAUGCCUUGUACAGAAUAACUAAAGAGGAAGGAAUUCUGACUCUUUGGAGGGGAUGUGGGCCAACUGUUGUUCGAGCUGUUGUUGUGAAUGCAGCACAGCUGGCGACAUACUCUCAAGCUAAACAAAGCUUACUUUCCACAGCUUAUUUUAGAGAUGAUUUGCUGUGCCACUUCGUAGCCAGUAUGAUAAGUGGUUUGGCGACUACGUUAGCUUCUAUGCCUGUAGAUAUCGCCAAGACUAGGAUUCAAAAUAUGAAGAUUGUCGAUGGAAAACCUGAAUAUCGUGGAGCUCUGGACGUUUUUGUAAGAGUGAUCCGUCAGGAAGGGAUUUUCGCGUUGUGGAAAGGAUUUACACCAUACUAUUUCCGUCUUGGUCCGCACACCGUUCUAACGUUUAUCUUCCUCGAACAGUUUCAAAGGCUGGCAAAAAGCUACUAUGGUGUGUCUGGUGGCAGCGGUCUUUGAAAAUAACUCGGCUUGCCAGUGAAGAAUGAUUCUUGUACAGCUGGUGUUUUAGCUUCUGAAUGACGUGAAGGAAUAAUCUGACAGAGGAAGAAUUUACUUAUAAGUUUAAUAAUGUUAAGGCGAUGUUCAUUGCAAAUGACUGUGCAGAAUUAACUUCAAUGACGAGUAAGACUUCAAAAACCUAUAGGUACGGUGAUGGUCUCUGUCUUGGACAGUGAACUCAACUUGUGUUAUUCUGAAGAUGCAGGAUUCAAAAAGUGUGACUUGAAAACUCCAUGUCUGCAAACACUUAAUGACUGUAUGAAACUCUUCUCUGAGUAACUUAUUGAUAAAUUUUUGUGAUGUUGGUAUUAAAUUGGCUAUGUUUCAUAGCUUCAGCGAUCAUUUCUUCAAAAACAAUUGUCUUUGUAUACGAAUGUCAAUAUUUACUUAACAUCUCAGACCAAGACUUCGAUGAAACCAUGUGGUUAUAUCCUCAUUAUUUGUUUACUUCCGUCGAUUUUGUCAUUUUGUGGACAAAGGCACUCAUCAAAUUAAAAGUUAUCGUUCAUGGCUUUGAAACUCAGUAAUUAAAAGACAAAUUUCACGCAAAUGUAAUUUGGCUCAAGAAGUUGUCAGAUGAAGACGAUAACGGAUUAGAUGUGCAUGCAAAAAAAUCUGAGUGUCUCAUUUGAAUCUGGUAAACUCGAGCGAUUCUAAUCUGUUCUUGAGACACAAUUCUGUGAUCAUUUACCCAUCCUCAUUCACCCUCGUCUGCAUAAUAUAGUUGUGCUUUCGAUGCA